Messenger RNA from Trichoderma breve, 528 nucleotides. RefSeq lists its product as uncharacterized. NCBI's taxonomy places the organism in Eukaryota, Fungi, Ascomycota, Sordariomycetes, Hypocreales, Hypocreaceae. Bases 1 to 528 code for a protein of 175 amino acids. The record is from RefSeq and is a predicted model, not a curated record. The transcript is spliced from 3 exons.
AUGGCGGCUCUCAUAUUGCUGGCCAACGUGAAUGCUCUCUACGACAAGAUGGAAAUUUUUGGCGUCAAAAUAUGCCUCCCCAUUUAUAUCACAAAUCUUUGCCUGAUUGGCGCAAUAUUUUUAGUCCUGUGUAUCUUCGCAGCCCUAAAGCAGCACGACUUUGCCAUCAACCUUGACACUCUCUGGGCUACGAUUGCAGUCUCCAUUCUCUGGACCAUUACCGCUGGUUUCAAUAUAGGCAUCGUGAUUGCUGCUAUGGUGCAUUGCCACAAUCCUCGCUUCAAACACGACGACGAGUUGAGAUACUGUCACUUCUUUGGCAAUGCACAUUUGGCGAGAGCUCAUGGAUGGGCGGGAAAGAGCUGGCCCUUGUACUACUGGGUCAGCGUGGUCUCGGCUCUGGUAAUGGCAUUCUGGCAAAUGCUCAACUGGAUAUUUUGGAUCAAAGACGUACGGCGGGUCAUUGUAUACGGAACGAGACCGCCACAUAUCCAUCUGAAUGAUUGGCCUUUGGUACCUCCUAGGUGA